Molecule: messenger RNA, 419 nt
Organism: Pteropus alecto (black flying fox)
Lineage: Eukaryota; Metazoa; Chordata; Mammalia; Chiroptera; Pteropodidae
Gene: S100A7
Product: S100 calcium binding protein A7
Exons: 3
Coding region: 103-408 (101 amino acids)
Cellular component (GO): cytoplasm
Molecular function (GO): transition metal ion binding; calcium ion binding
Source: RefSeq, a predicted model, not a curated record
GCCAGGCCGAGCCUCAUAAAGGGACCGGUGUCGCCCAGAAGCACAUCUCACUCUUCCUUCCCUUGGUGAUCCCCGCUCCGCUCCGCUUCUUCCAAAGCCACGAUGAGCCACACGCAGGCUGAGAAGGCCGUGAUGGACAUGAUCGAGCUGUUCCACACGUACACCAAACCCGACGACAUGAUCGACGAGCCGGGCCUGACCAAGAUGCUGCAGGAGAAUUUCCCCACCUUCCUCAGCGCCUGUGGCAAAAAGGGCAAAGAUUACUUGUCCCACAUCUUCGAGGAUAAGGACCAGAACAAAGAUAAGAAGAUCGAGUUCUCCGAGUUCCUGUCCGUCAUAGGGGACAUCGCCACGGACUACCACAAACAGAGCCACGGAGCGCCGGCCUGCUCCGGGGGGAGCCAGUGAGCCCAGCCCGC